This is a messenger RNA of Dictyostelium discoideum AX4, 1431 nucleotides long. RefSeq lists its product as hypothetical. The annotation marks the transcript as partial. The transcript has 2 exons. The record is from RefSeq and is a predicted model, not a curated record. Lineage: Eukaryota; Evosea; Eumycetozoa; Dictyosteliales; Dictyosteliaceae.
AUGUCAAAUCAAAGUAAUUUUUUAAAGGAAAUUCUAGAAACUAAUAGAUACCCAAAAUUGUAUCAAGUUUUAGGAUGCGAUGUUGAUUGUUCACCAAGUAAAAUCAAAGAACGAUAUAUAGCUUUAUCAUUAAUAUGUCAUCCAGAUCGUGGUGGUUCAAAAGAAAAAAUGAGUGAGAUCAAUGAAGCUUAUUCUGUCCUAUCAGAUCCAACAAAAAGAAAAAUAUAUAAUACUUUAGGUUCAGACCUUCUCAUUGAAAGUGUUGAAAAAUAUUAUCACUACCAAAGUAUAUUUUUUGAUUUCCUUCCAAUUUUCUCAACUUCAAAAAUUAUUUCAUUUUUAAAUUUAAAAGAAAUUGCAAUUUAUUAUUCUGGAAAUAGAGGUGGUAGAAUUUUAGAAGAUGGUAAAAGAUUAGGAUUUCUUCAUGUACUUGGAUUUCCUUUAGUUCAUCAUAUUAUAGAAAGUUCAAUUUCAAAUUUAUUUAUAGAAUUGGAGCUUGAUGCUGAAGAAUAUAAUAAAAAAAAAGACACAGGUUUUCGUAAAAUCAAAAAAUACAUAAAUGUAAAUAAUAUUAUUCCAGAAGUGAUAGCAUCAUUCUUUUCAGCACCAUUUGAAAUUGCAGCUUGUAAAGCCUAUUGUCAAAAAUAUGAAAUUCGAAAUCUUUUGGAUUUUUUCAUAUUUCCAGCAAAAAAUAGUAACAAUGCAGCAUAUUACGUAAACAGUUUCAAGAUUAGACCUCUAAAUGGUCCAUCAUUACCAUAUGUUGGAAAACAUUCAUCAUUAAAUGAAAUUUCUCAAAAUAUAGCGGAAUACAUUAAAAUUUAUAAACUCUCAUAUAAAACAGUAUUGGGAUUUGUUGGAUCAAGAAUUUGUUUCAUCAUACUUAUGGAUUUCCUUGGUUAUUACUCUGAUUUUUAUCAACAUAAAUUUUUAGAAGCUCAAGAAUCAUAUGAUUAUUGUUUAAGAAAUAAAGAAAUCGUAUUGAAUGCAACGAGAAAAAUGAGACAAGUAUCAAAUAAUAAUAAUAAUAAUGAUAAUAAUAAUAAUAGUAAUAAUAAUCCAAAUAAUGAUAAUGAUAAUGAUAAUGAUAUUGAUAAUGAUAAUGAUAAUAAUAAUAAUAAAAAUAAUGAUAAUAAUAAUAAUAAUAAUAAUAAUAAUAAUAAUAAUAAUAUUGAUAUUGAUGAAGCAGAAUUUGAAAAUAUAAAAUCAAAACUUAAAUAUGAAAGAGAAAAGUAUAAAUCACUUUCUUGGAUGUUUUAUAUAUCUUCAUAUUGUUUACCAGGUAUAUUAUUUAAUACUCAUAGAGUAUUACUUGGUGGUGAAAAAGGGAAAUUUUUCUCCCUCAAUUCACUAAUGGCAUCAGUUGCAAAUGGGUUAACAUAUUUAAUAUUUGAUAAAAUUUGCCAACGAUUUGGUAUAAUCUCUCAAAAA